AUGUACCUGGAUAUAUAUUUUACGUGCAAACAGAAGCCCAAAGCAGCUAUGGUAAGUCGUUACAAUUUUACCACUUUUAGUUUAUCGGUCGAAAAGUUCGGGGAAAAAUGAAUGAAUUUAGAGGAGAAAGAUCGUAUUAGCAUUUAAAACUGUGUUCUAAGACUUUCCGACCAUUUUUUGUAUUAUUGUUUCGAUUUCAGCUGAUUUUAGACCUUGGUGAUACCUAAAACAAUAUUUUUAGCCAGUGUCUCUGUAUUUGAAGAGCUCUUACUUCUAUGACUGGCAUUUGGCUGGCAAAGUUACUGAGGACAAUGGCUAUUUACAUUUUCACGAAAGCGCUUGGGCCAUCUUCGACUUUCCGUUGUUCUACCUCUCAUUGUAAGUAUUCUUGGUUACAUUUUUAUUUUCAUCAUAACUUUGUUGAGAAGAUAGGUAGAUGUUUUAAAUUUGUUAUGAUUGUAGCCCAUUUACUUAUCUAAUGGGAUUAACAUAUUGUUUAAGUUUAUUUUAGUUAAUGGGCAUAUACUGGACGGUAUUUAUACCUUACUCAAAUUUUAUUGGGAUAAAUUUUCUUUUCACUGUAACUUCGGUAGAUUGAGAUUUGAAAUUUUGUGUGAUUGUAGCUUAUUUAUUGUGUCAACUGACACAUUAAACAAAAUUUUGCAAUUGACAGUUGUUUUGAAGUUACAGUCCGUUUAACGUACCCUACUUCCCGAAGAACAUCUUUUGUAAAGAAAGCUUUGAAGUGCAAAUUUACAUUCUCUGUAAUUUCAGAGCUUUUACAGGUCUUAAAUAUAUCUUAUUGUAAUACUAUUGGCUAUAAUAUUAUUAAUGUUUUUCAUUCUAGCGUGAAUGACUGCUGCGAGACCACUGCUAAGCCAAAUCUGAUGCUGAAGCCUAAAUUCAAGUUAAAACGCACAGUUUUGGAGAUGGAGAACUACUGCAACGACUUGUUCGUCAUAGUUCACUACUAG
This is a messenger RNA of Bursaphelenchus okinawaensis, 974 nucleotides long. The record is from the annotation of a GenBank genome assembly. NCBI's taxonomy places the organism in Eukaryota, Metazoa, Nematoda, Chromadorea, Rhabditida, Aphelenchoididae.